This is a messenger RNA of Folsomia candida, 2250 nucleotides long. RefSeq lists its product as uncharacterized. Bases 862 to 1875 code for a protein of 337 amino acids. Lineage: Eukaryota; Metazoa; Arthropoda; Collembola; Entomobryomorpha; Isotomidae. The transcript has 2 exons. The record is from RefSeq and is a predicted model, not a curated record.
CAUUUUAAUUAUGCCGGAUUGAAACGUUCUUUUCAUAAUCUGUUCAAUUCGAACAUGUUCUUUUUGGCACGAACUUCCUCAGACGAUUCAUACCUGUCAGGUAGAUAAUGUCAGAUUGACCAUUGAGCUAUGUUCCACUACAUAAAUGUCCAUAUUGUGUAUCUACCUACCCAUUAAAUUAGUACGCAUUUCAAUUUAACGCACCCUAAUAAUUACAUCUACGUUUCCACAUUAAGACCAAACUCGUAAGGAUCAUCGAUCCAUCACCGUAUUUGCAUAAGUUGUAAUGCAGCCAUACACACAAACAUAUUUGUCCAAGCAUUAACGAAACAGCAUGCCAUAUUCACACCAUAUGCCGACCAGCCAGGUAGGUAAUAAUAAUAAGUAACCGUAUAUUUGAUGACUUUUUGCUCCUCACCUUCUUGCCCAACUGCUCGCCAUGCACAACUUUCUCCGUGCCUGGAUUGGAUUUUGUGCUCCUCAUACUUAUUCCGCCUGCACCGAAACCUUAAUUACAUGUUGCUCCCGUGUGUUUGUGUAUGGAUGCAGGCAUAUGUGGCUUUAUCGGAUGUCGGCUAGCAGGGGUUGGUCGUCGAAUAACAGCUUUUAUGUGCUAAACAGGUAUGCCACACUCGCAUCAAUCUGGAAGGUUUCGUAGCGUAGCAUAGCGUGCUUUGAUAUCGAUUUUAUUAUUAAAAUUUUGAAUCCUGUCCGGUGGUUGCAGUGCAUUCAUUUGUCAGUUACUUAGUUGCCAGCCAAAAGUCGCACUGACUCUCGGUACACAUUUCUUAAUUCACGCCCGACUCCUGAUCCAGUUUCACAUAUAACUAACCUGCUUAUCUGAACUUAUAAUAACCGGAAAUGGAAACCAGUACCACCGACGUUAAAUUGGAGCCGGAAGGAAAACCGGAAACCACAAAGGAUCCCGAGACAGAGGAGUCCCAAGAAAAAGAAAAGGACACUGAAGACGAGGCUGGCGAAGAAUCCAAGAAAUUACUUGACCCCGAAGACCCCACCAUCACCUCUUCCCCUGCGGAAAAGAAGGCAUCCUCCACCUACGAGAUUUCCGCCGCGCUCGCCAGAACGGCGACAUUUGCGCAAAAAUUGAAAACCAUUUCCAUCGAGAAACCACCCACGCGAAAUCCGCUGGCCUACAUUGGAGCCGUUUUCGGCCUCUGUUUCGCCGGGACUGCGGUCGGUCUGGGGAUCUGUUGCUGCGUGGGGAGCUUCCUCCUGUUGGAAAUUAUCCCCAUCGCGGCCAUCGUGAUGGGGGCGACGUACUGGGAUCGGACUCGCUACUGCACCGCGGAAAACGUUCCGUUGCUCCUGAUUAUUGGCGGAGUCCUUAAAGUGAUCCAUAUCACGCUGUCCACCGCAGCCGGGAGGGAUCAAUCCAACGCGAGGAAAGUUGUGGAGAACAUUGCGGCGAGUAAGAAAAAUAAAAAGAAGGACGACGCGGAUGUCGAGGCGAAUGUCGAGGAAGAGAAGGAUGAGGCAGGUGAGAAAGAUGAGAAAAAUGGAGAGAAAACUGACGAUGGUGGGGAAAACACGGAGGAAAAAUCAGGGGAAAAAGAUCAAGGUCAAGUCCCCGUUAGUCCCCCUGAAGGGAACGCCUGGUUUCGAUUGGGAAACGCAUUGUUGACCGUAGCCGAACUGACGUGGUUUAUCACGGCCACGGUGAUCAUUUAUGGAAUGUACGCUACCGUUUCGUACUCGAAGGAAGACGCCAACCUGGAGAAUUAUUGUCACCAGACCCUGUACAGAUUUGCGUUUUGGUAUAUUACCGUUUUCUACGUUUUGUUGGGAUUGGUCAUCUUUGUUCCGUUGACGUUGUGUUGUUGCGGACUUGUUGCAUUGUUGGUGGGGUCAGAGUAGGAUUUUUAUGUGGAGAGUGGAGAGUGAGGAAAUCUUGCAAUUUAUGGCUAAAUAUGUACGUAUGCAAAUUGAUGCUUAUGGAAUCCAUGCCUUGGUUAGAAUUUGCAGGAAUGUGUAAUUAAUUGUGUUCAAUAUUUGCUGUACAAAGUGAGCUUAGUUUGGUUACGAUUAUGCGUAUGCAUUCAUGAAGAUUAUGAGUAAUUAAUUUUAAUCGGGGGCAUUUUGUAAUUACUAAUAUAAAUAUACAGCAAUUAUGUAUACUAAUAAAAGGCUUUCAAUGUUAUGCAAUCUCCUAUUAAAUAUGAUACAUUUUUUGGCUUCGGUUUUUGAAUAAAUUGCAUGAAUUUUGUUCAUGCCACAUGUCAUCAUCACAAA